Molecule: messenger RNA, 1723 nt
Organism: Desarmillaria tabescens
Lineage: Eukaryota; Fungi; Basidiomycota; Agaricomycetes; Agaricales; Physalacriaceae
Exons: 3
Coding region: 80-1645 (521 amino acids)
Molecular function (GO): glycosyltransferase activity
Source: RefSeq, a predicted model, not a curated record
ACUUUUUCCCGGCGUUUUCGUCUCGCUAGAGAGCGCCUAAAAGCCAGAGGCCAGGCUUUGCACCUUGUUUUCUCUCGCGAUGAUGUUUCGACGGUGCGUGCGUAGGGAUGCGAUGUUGCUGCUCAUGGGAGCGUCGAUGAUGCACUUGUUUAGCAUGUUCUCGACUCCUUCGAUGACUCCCAGUAUCCGAAGUACGUGGUUCUACGAGGCACCCGUAGAUUUGGAUCCCCUUCCGCCUCCUCCUGAGCCAAAGACAGUCGUACCGCGAGACGUGGAGACGGUGACCGUAACAGUACACCCAGAUCCGAAGCCAACACCCCUCGCCAACCCAAAUCGACCCACCUCCCUCCCUCACACGUCCAUCGUUCACCAUGCCCCAGGAUGGACACUCUUCAGGAAUCUGUACAUGUCCGACGGGACAUUAUUUAUCCUGUCCAAUAACAGGUCAUUCCCUGAUAUCAGGAUGAUGACCAGCACGGGGUUCCCAGCGGAGAACACGCGGGAGAAUAUUGCGAUGAGGGAACCGACGAGGCAUCAUAUGGAUAUAAUUACGCCUGAGGGAGCGAAACGGAGGUGGGGGGAGAGGGUGCUGAGCGUUGAGGGGAAUACGCUCCUGGUAAAUGAACCAAGCCAGUUCCUACGGCAUUACUACCAUCUCUGUGCAGAGCUCUUCUUCGGCGUCCAAGCCUUCUGGCACGGAGCCCAUUCUCAGCCUACCUCAGAAUCUGAAGGAGAAGUCCUCACCCACCCCGCCCCUCCCCCCCUCGAUCGCGUCAUAUUCGCCCACGCCACCACCGACGGAUGGCGCGACGGCCCCGGCUUCAACGGCUUCUUCCUCCGCGCCGCCUAUCCCUCGCUGACCGUCGAGACCUGGGAUGACUGGGAAGACCGGAUAUCAGCUACAGCCGGGAGCACCGGUGCCUGGCGCUUCCCCCUCGUCCUCCUCACAGACCGAAGCGCCGCCCAUCGAGGGCCGAUAUGCGGGAGCCAGACUCAGCGGAUCGCUUCCGAGGCAUGGGAUUACAUGCGCCGGCAUGGAUUGCUGAUGGGUAUUCGCGUUGGGGGGUGGUGGGAGCCCGUACGCGCUGCUGUGCUCAAGUUUGCUGGGGCGCCUGUUAGUCGGAGUGGGAUACGCGAGAAGCCUAUGCCGGAGAGGAUUGUUAUCACGUAUAUCAGUCGGCAGGGUGGGCAUCGGCGUAAGCUCAUCGAGGAAGACCACGACGUUAUGGUCGAGGCGCUGGAGGAGCUCGUGCAGAGGAAGAAUACGAGGAGGGACGAGGUAGAGUGGGAGUUGAAUGUGUUGCAGGCUGAGGGGAUGACUAAGGAUAUGCAGCUGAGUGUUAUUGCCCGGACAACGUUUCUUUUGGGUGUACAUGGGAAUGGGCUGACGCAUUUGCUGUUCAUGCCCCCGACGAAGCUCUCGGCUGUUAUUGAGAUUUUUUAUCCUGGAGGGUUUGCGCAUGAUUAUCAUUGGACGGCGAGGGCUCUCGGUAUGUCGCAUUUUGCGGUUUGGAACGAUACGUUCUAUACAUACCCCGACGAGCCAGGGGUUGAUUACCCCGAGGGAUUUCAAGGAAACGAGAUACCAGUCUAUGGACCUACUGUCGCUCGGAUUAUCGAGGACAGGGUGGACGGAAAGCUGUAAAAGUAUAUAAUAUUAUACCUAUCUUGUAUCAUACCAGCGAACAAUCCACGCGUUUGCUUUGAGGAAAGAUGCAGGAAG